This is a messenger RNA of Phytomonas sp. EM1, 1173 nucleotides long. The record is from the annotation of a GenBank genome assembly. Lineage: Eukaryota; Euglenozoa; Kinetoplastea; Trypanosomatida; Trypanosomatidae.
AUGAGACAGUAUCAUUUUUUAAAAGCCAGUCUGAGACGCGUUUCCGAUGAAUGUCGAAAGAACCCAGUGCAAGUUCUGACCGCAGCACUCCUUGUAUUAUCGCUUUAUGUGGGGACAGUUAUGCUUUUCUUCGGUAUGAAUUUUUGGCUUUGGUCGUUUACUCCCGGUAUCAAACGAAGCUAUUCGGUAAUGUUCAUCGCCUCUCUUUCAUGGUGUAUUCUUUUCAUUUUCACAGUCUUUAUUCAUUGGUUAUACAACUGGUUUUGGAAUCGAAAGGUGGAAAAUUACUUUUUUUGGGUAAACAGAAGGGGUGUGCUUCUUUUAUUUUUAAUUGGAGCAUUUGAUUCCCUUACCGGUCUCACCGCAUCAUAUUCAAGCAUCCACGUUCCACAGAUUCUACAAUCCGCUUUAAUAUCUACGGGUCCAAUAUGGACUUUUAUUUUAGCAUACUUUUUUUUCCCAUCCAGCCAGCCGAAGUUUAAUUUAUUUCUGCUUAUCGUUCCUAUAUUCAUUAUCGGAGGGGUCGUAUUUGCAACAAUACCCCAAGUCCUCGAUAAGUCAGGCAAGAAUUCAUAUUUUCAUCUACCGUGGAUACUUAUUUACCUUCUCGGUACCGCAUUGUUCCCGUUAUACAACGUUAUCCAAGGUCGCUUUUCACAUGAAUUUAAGGAUCAUGCUUCUUCUUUGACAUGCAAAUUAGUAAUGCUUUGUGGAGAGACAACUAUACAGUUUAUUCUAUGCAUUAUGUACUUUCCAAUUGACUUUUCACCAUUUUUUGGUAAAUGCACAUAUCCCAAGGAAUCUUGGGAUAAUUUUAUUGAAAGCCUUUCUUGCAUUUAUACAUGCAAAAAUAAUGCCAUUUAUAUGUUAAUCUAUGUUAUGGGCUUUUAUAUUCGUCAUAUUGUAUUUGCCUACCUAAACUCGUAUUCCCCAAGUGUGGCAGCCAUAACGAGCAUGCUUACACAGCCAAUAAAUGCUUUUCUUCUUUUGGUAAUACCUUCCUGGAAUGUUUAUGGUUCAAAGAAGGAUUGGCGCUGCAUAUUAGGAAGCUUUUUAUGUCUUCUUAUCGCGAUGCUAACAUUUAUGCUUUGGCAUAUAACUUUCAAGACAUUAUCAAAUGAAUCGUAUGGUGAUGAUGAGGACAUUGAAGAUGAAAAAAAUGAGGCUAAAUAA